Messenger RNA from Myxozyma melibiosi, 976 nucleotides. Its product is annotated as beta 6 subunit of the 20S proteasome. Gene Ontology annotation, cellular component: proteasome core complex. The transcript has a single exon. NCBI's taxonomy places the organism in Eukaryota, Fungi, Ascomycota, Lipomycetes, Lipomycetales, Lipomycetaceae. The record is from RefSeq and is a predicted model, not a curated record. Bases 200 to 940 code for a protein of 246 amino acids.
AUUGAUAAGAUAUUACAUAAUGAAGUUACCCGCCCCAAGUGGGUUUGUGUCAUCCACACGGAUCAGACAUCACCUUCUCUGAUCAUCUUUGGGUUGAUAGCAUCGCAGCAUCGCAUCAGACAGAGCAUCGUCAGAUUAUUACAAUCAGAAGUUAAGAGCUGUAUAAUAUCAGCAGCAAGUACAGACAACAACAGCACACAUGUACGCAGAACACUUCAGCGAGCCCGCGACAAGCCACGUCGCGAGCGCGCCCAUCGAGCACCAAUUCUACCCGUAUGCAUCGAACGGCGGAACUAUUCUCGCAAUCGCAGGCGCAGACUACGCAUUGCUUGCGGGCGACACGCGGCACAUCACCGGCUACUCUAUCAACACGCGAUUCCGGCCGAGCAUCCACACGCUCGAGAACCUGGGUGGUCCGGAGCGAGCGAUCGUUGUUGCCGCGAACGGGUUCAGCGCGGACGGGGAUGCGCUUGUGAGAAGGCUUGCGCAGCGGGCGGAGUGGUAUACGUAUAACCACAAUAAACCGCUGAGCGUGAGUGCGUGCGCGAGGUUGGUGCAGACGAUGUUGUACGGCAAGCGGACGUUCCCGUAUUACGUGCACACGAUCGUCGCGGGUCUGGACGAGAGCGGGCGCGGGGAGGUGUAUUCGUUUGACCCGGUGGGGUCGUAUGAGCGGGAGCAGUGCCGGGCGGGCGGGAGCGCGGCGAGUCUGCUGAUGCCGUUUUUGGAUAACCAGGUGAAUAAGAAGAAUCAGUAUGAUGCGGCGACAGGGUUGCCGCAGGUUGCGACGGACUUGCCGUUGGAGGAGACGCUCAAGUUGGUGAAGGAUGCGUUUUCGAGCGUGACGGAGAGACAUAUUCAUGUGGGUGAUUAUCUGGAGAUUAAGAUUGUGACAAAGGAGGGUGUCAAGGUGGAGUAUUUCCCGUUGAAGAGAGAUUAGUUUUAUGUCAAGAGAGAGUAUUCUUAAGAAUUGAAU